CUUAGACCACUCUUAUGUCGUCGUCGCUCAUUUCCACCUCGCUGCGCCAGGCGGUCCGACCCGCGCUGCGUCAGCGGGUCCGUCUCAACUCGUCGCAGGCCGCCCCGGAGCAGAAGGCUCAGGAAGCUGUCAAGAACGCUCAGAAAAAUGCCAGCCAGGCGCUCGACUCGGCCAUGAAGACCCUGGGGCCGGCUGCGGCGAAGGCGGAGGCAUUCGCUACUUCUACGCUGCAACGACUGGGCCCCGCCGGCAAAAAGGCAGCGGACUUCAUCGGACGUGAGCAUCCUCGGCCGGCCGACAUCAUCCUUCUUCUACCCCCUCUCAUCGCACGCACAGCUGCCCGGACUUCCUUCACCUACAACUUUGCCGUCUUCCGCGAAAUUGUGAAGCAGGUGUACCGCGCCGAGCUGACACCACCAAAAGACCUCGCCACCGUCCGUGCCGCGUACGAGACGUUGUACAAGCGCGCCAUCGACCCCACGUACUGGCGCGGAAUCAUCCAGAGCGGAGAAAUCGCGCGGGUGGGUUUGUACGCUGCCGAGGCGUACGGUAUCUACAAGGUGCAUUGGCGAAAUCAUCGGACGCAGGCAGAUUGUUGGGUACCCCUUACACUAGAUCCCCUGAGUCGUGAAUCACAUAGAGUUGUCUACGACCCUGGUGUGAUGCCCUCAAGUGUCUUCGUCUAUGCUUAUCAUCAUAUGUAUGUUCUCUGUUCUUCAGGUUCCCUGCCUGUGGAACUUCUGCUAUCUGCAAGCGGCUCUGAAGUACGUUGGGUGUCUCUGACAUCCAUAUCUCUCGUCGGGCCUGCAGUAAUGCAAACGGCUUCUUGUUCUGUCCUUGGACUGCUGGCAACUUUUUUGAGCUGGGGGAAGCGACUCCAUCUUCCUAGGCCAGAGUUUCGCACACAAGCCGAAGUCCUUUGAUUGAACGUGCAUUGAUACUACGGAAUUUCUCUCAAGAAACGGGCGAUGAUAACGGUGUGAGAACAUGUACACAGCAAGAUCCCUCUUCAUAUCGUCAGCGAA
This is a messenger RNA of Mycena citricolor, 1025 nucleotides long. NCBI's taxonomy places the organism in Eukaryota, Fungi, Basidiomycota, Agaricomycetes, Agaricales, Mycenaceae. The record is from the annotation of a GenBank genome assembly.